UCUCCGCUUCCUCUUUGUCUGUUUGUGUGGAGUGACCGGCGCCAUUUUCAACUCCUGCAGCUUCACCCACUCAAGUGCGCAGCAACCCCGCCACCGCCACCAUGUCUGAAGAAGGAAAGUUGUUCGUCGGCGGCCUCAACUUCGAGACAGACGAGCAGUCCCUGGAAGAGGUUUUCUCCAAGUACGGGCAGAUCUCUGAGGUGAGAGUGAUUAAGGACAGAGACACCAUGACGUCCCGCGGUUUCGGCUUCAUCACUUUCGAGAACCCGGAGGACGCCAGGGACGCGCUGCAGGCGAUGAACGGAAAAUCCAUCGACGGGCGGCAGAUCCGAGUGGGUCACGCCGAGAAAAAGUCGGGAGGUGGCCGCGGGUAUGGUGGAGGCCGAGGCGGUGGCGGCUACGGUAGCCGCAGGAGAGGAGGCGGCGGCUACUGGGAUAGUGACAGGAGCAGCGGCUAUAGCGGUGGAGGCCGGUACGAUACGGGAGACCGGGACAACUAUUCGGGUGGGUACAAGAGCCAAGGUGGUGGUUAUGGAGGCCGCUCAUACAGGGACUAUGACUGAUCAAAUCUAGAGAAGCAUUUCUGCCAGAUUCAGGAUCAACCUCCCACCUUGUUAAUUCAAUGGCUCUUGGAACCGCAGAAAGCAGUAUCUGAUGAAUUUGAUUUGCCUGUUAUGUUAAAAUGCUAGAAACCCAUUUUCACCAUUGUCAUGAUUUAAUCUUGUUACCUGUUGUUUAGCCUGGAGUACUGCCUUUUGUCGGGGCUUUCGACUCUGAACCUCCAAAUACCAUGUCGUUUUCUAUAUUAUUUUAAAAUAAGACCGAUGUUCAUUUCGACAUUAUAUUGGCGACUUAAAUCGCCACUGAGUUUCCUUUCGUCAGCUCCUUUUGGAAUUUGUCGAAAUCGUUUUGCUUUCUGGUGAGAUUUUUCCACAAUUCCAUGCGGUGCAAAGAAUGAAAGAGCGCGGAAAAGCACUUCACUCCCACUGUCUGGCCCGUCCUUCGGCACCAUCUUAUCUUUGGGAACCCGGACUGCCAUUCUUAAGAUGACUGGUCUCCGAGAAUCACUCGAGUUAUUUUUCUUUUAAUCGACUGAUUUUCAUUGAAUCCGUUGUAUCCACUUGUUGAUUCAACCAACUCCUUAUGAGGAUUGAACAUUUCUAAAAAAAAAAACAAUUAUGCCUUGUGGCUUUGUAUGAAUUUAAACAACUUCACUUGGAAAAUUGGCAUGGGACUUCUAGGAACUUUUUUUUGUGGGGGAGACCUUAAUUUGAAUGUUGCCAGCAAUGUGCCCGAUUCCUUUUGAGUCAUUUUCCUUGCCACUGAAAAGUAAUGAAAGAUUCCCCCUUCGCAGCAACGUAUUCAUGUAACUUAUUUCAAGACUCUUUGAAAGAAAACUGGUCUUUUGUUUUAAACUCAUUUAUUGAAAACUGUAUACUGAUUUUAAAAAAUCAAUUGUCUUUUGUUGUACUUUCAUCAACUGGCAUAAUCCUUUGAACAGAACAUUGCCACUUGGGAGACAAAUCUUUGCCAGUGGAUUUAUCUGAAUAAAAUGCAGCUUCAGGAA
Carcharodon carcharias (great white shark) is the source of this 1567-nucleotide messenger RNA. Its product is annotated as cold-inducible RNA-binding protein B-like. The record is from RefSeq and is a predicted model, not a curated record. Gene Ontology annotation, molecular function: RNA binding. Gene Ontology annotation, cellular component: spliceosomal complex. Gene Ontology annotation, biological process: positive regulation of mRNA splicing, via spliceosome. Bases 102 to 563 code for a protein of 153 amino acids. Lineage: Eukaryota; Metazoa; Chordata; Chondrichthyes; Lamniformes; Lamnidae. The transcript has a single exon.